AUGUCGGAGUCUGACGAGGAGUACACCUCUGAAGGAUCUGAGAGCGAGUCGAGCAUCGUGAAUAUUCACCGCAAACAGGUGCUCUACACUUUCUCAUCUCGGAAAACAACAGCUACCAUUCAAGCGGAGAUCGAUGAGGAGCCCGAGACAGAGACGAGGCUGGGGCUCUUCGACCUCCUGUGCAUCGGCAUCGGUAGCACUGUCGGCUCGGGGGUUUUUGUCUUGAGCGGAUCGGUGCUUCCAGUCGCAGGUCCAUCAGCCUGCAUUAGCUGGAUCUUGGCCGGCCUGGCAUGUGCUCUCUCCGGCCUGGCCUACAUGGAGCUGUCGGCGCGGCUACCAACACGCGGAAGCUGUUACACGUUUUCCUUCCACGGCCUCGGCGAGGUUUUCGCUGUCAUAGGCGCCUUCUGCAUCACGAUGGAGUAUGGGAUCUCUGGAGCCGGCGUAGCCCGGAAUUGGUCACAGAAGAUGGCCCAUGUGAUAGGUCCUGGCUACCGCAAGGCAUUUUACAUCUUCUGGGGCGAGGGCACCUGGCCUGAGGGGACCACCGACCGGAGCAACUUGCACCGGACUGAUGAUCAUUACAUUGACAUAGCUGCUGGAUUGAUGACUGCGGGCUGUACGCUGCUGCUCAUGGGUGGGCUCUCCUUGAGCAAGCCGGUGAUCAAUGUGAUGACCAUUCUGAAGAUAUUGCUUGUGGCCUACAUGGUGACAAUGGGCUUCGUGUCUCCUGAGAUAGACAUCGUGGAAUCCAGCGAUGCCUUCAUGCCUGAGGGAUUGUCCGGAAUCAUCAAAGCAACCACCCUCCUCUUCUUCGGCUUCAUUGGAUUCGAUGAGGUCUGCUGCCUGGCAUCGCAAGCCCGCAACCCAGCCCGGACCAUGCCACUGGCUCUCAUCGGGACGCUUGCUGGUGCAGCCGUCAUAUCAUUUACGGCCCAGCUCGCCCUGUGUCUGAACGCUGCACCCGGUGCGGCCACAGACUUCCCGCAAGUCUUCGAGAACAAAGACUUCGUUGUGGCGGCGUGGAUUUCUCGCAUCGGGGAGUUGGUUCUUCUACCUCUCGUCGUCCUGCUGUCCAUCCUUCCGCAGCCGGAGGUGUCAGCUCCUAUGGCCCGAGACAGGCUCUUGCCUUCGAUUUUUGCUCGGCAAUCUCAGCGCACCGGCAACUUCACCUGGGGGUUGGCUCUGACCGGGCUCAUCGCGCUGACGGGGCUGGCCACCUUUUGCCCCUUCAGCGUCCUUUGGGAUGUGAUUAGCCUGGGCGUGCUGCUGAGCUUCAACCUCAGCAACGCUGCGCUGAUCAACAUCAGAUAUGGUAACGGUGGCAGCCUGCAACAGCCGAGGCUGGAGAAGCUGGUGCUGCUACUGCUUGUCCUGGGCAUGAGUGCCGGCUAUGUGCUCUGGAAGGGCGUGCUGGGGCCAGCACUUGCAGGCGACUCGGUGGGCGUGGAGUGGAUUGCCACAGGGACGGUGCUGGCUUUGGCUUCGGUUGCUUUGGUGGUCCACCUCCGCCUGCAAUACGAGAUGGAGCCGCUUGCAGAGGAGAAGCAGGGGGAAGUUUUCCUGGCUCCGGGCAUGCCCUUCAUUCCAGGCUUGGCCAUCUUCGUCAAUGGCGUGUUGAUGUCCGGCAUCUCUUGGUCCAAUCACCUGGUCUUCUUGGUGCUCCUGGGUGCAUGGUUGGCACUCUAUGCCAUCUACCCAUGCUUCGCGCGAGCCCGUGCAUAG
Messenger RNA from Symbiodinium sp. CCMP2592, 1725 nucleotides. Lineage: Eukaryota; Dinophyceae; Suessiales; Symbiodiniaceae. The record is from the annotation of a GenBank genome assembly.